AGGUGGAUUUCGUUGGAGGCCGAGGAGGUGAAUGGUCUUUGGUGUUUACCUUCGCACCUCGGGGAUACGCAGGGGUGCCUUGGCAACCGUGGUCCCGAGAUUAACCCGCGGGUGACGUGCAUGGGCUUGCUGGUCUAAUUAUAGCAACAGUCCUGCGUAAUUUUGGUGUUGGAACUGAGUUGUAUGACAUGGACUCUGGUUGUUGGGGAUCUCGUUCAUGGCUGGAGUGCUUGCGUUCUCUGUUCCGGAGCAUCUGGUCCAAGUGGACAUGCCUUGGGUCAGCUGCAAUUAGCCAGGUUUACUGUCACGACAACAUCAGGUUCCAUGCGAUGUGAUGAAAAGGCGCAUCCUAUGAUCAUGGCAGGUGAUGCAAGUGAACAUUUCAUAACGUUCUUCUCCAAAAAGCUUGCUUCAUAUCCCAAACGACCGCGAUCAAGUCAGUUCAUCGCUAGACACAAUGAGCAGAAUUCCUCACAAUUCCUCAUUAUACGCCAUUGUUCGUGGACCAUACCUGGUACGACAGUAUUCUCCUCAACCAACUGUAAAUGUAACGACGGUAUCUCGGGUAUCAUAUCAUCAUGAUCUUCUCAAAGUCACUCCAAGUCCUCGCCCGUGCACAUGAUCACUUAUCGUUCUUCCCCGAACUGGGACAAAAGUCCUUAUGAGCACCGCAGUCACAUUGUCCUGUACGCCAGGUUCAGUAACAUGUUUC
Saitoella complicata NRRL Y-17804 is the source of this 712-nucleotide messenger RNA. RefSeq lists its product as uncharacterized. The coding region runs from base 184 to 582 and encodes 132 amino acids. The record is from RefSeq and is a predicted model, not a curated record. NCBI's taxonomy places the organism in Eukaryota, Fungi, Ascomycota, Saitoellomycetes, Saitoellales, Saitoellaceae. The transcript has a single exon.